Molecule: messenger RNA, 8698 nt
Organism: Alosa alosa (allis shad)
Lineage: Eukaryota; Metazoa; Chordata; Actinopteri; Clupeiformes; Clupeidae
Gene: aard
Product: ankyrin repeat domain-containing protein 26
Molecular function (GO): protein binding
Source: RefSeq, a predicted model, not a curated record
GCAAGCAAGAAUCUGUUAAUUACAGUUUGCCCUUUUCAGUGCAGUGGUCUGCAUCGUUAUUUGAAAAGCACACAAGUUAAAUGGGGGAUGCGACAGACUCCUAAGGUGAUCAUCCCUCUGCACCCGAGUGUCAGGUAGAUUUCCUGCAAGGCGAUGCAGUCUUGCAGUCAGCGAAGUCUUGCACAAUGAAGAAAAUAUUCCACUUCACCAAGAAGAAGAAAAGCUUCUCCCCCAAUGCAUCAGACACGACAAGUGUGUUAUCUGUCGGUUAUGAUUUAAAGGAGAAGGAUUUGGGGAAAGUGCACAAGGCUGCCGCGGCUGGUGAUGUAGUGAAGGUAAAACAGCUUGCGAAGAAAAAUGAUCUAAACCAGCUUGACAAAGAAAAUAGAACUGCACUUCAUAUUGCUUGUGUCAAUGGACAUGCAGAAGUGGUUCAGUUCCUGGUGGAGAGCAAAGUGAAACUUAACCUAUGUGACAAUCAAAACCGGUCCGCCUUGAUGAAGGCGGUGCAGUGCCAGCAGGAUCGUUGUGUUGCCAUCCUCCUUGAGCAUGAGGCUGACCCCAACCUCGUGGACAUCAAGGGGAGCACGGCGUUGCACCUGGCAGCGCGGAUCCCCUCACUCUCCGUCGCCGUCCUGCUUCUGGAGCACGAGGCCAACAUCAACGCACAGAAUAAGGAUGGAAACACUCCGUUGAUUCUGUCUGUGGAGGAGAACCAUCCUGAGAUGGCAGAGCUCCUUCUGAAGGAGGGUGCUGAUGUUGACCUCAUCAACUUGGAGCACAGGUCAGCUUUGAUGAUGGCCUCUUGCAAUGGACAAAUUAGUAUGGUUCGUCUACUCCUGCAAUACAAUGCUGAUAUCACAAUAAAGGAUGAUAAAGGGUGGACAUCUGAUGACUAUGCAGUAAUGAAUGGACAUCAUGCAUGCUCACAUUUGAUCAUUGAACAUGGGACAAAACACAAGUAUGAACAAUCUCCCUCCCACCACAACACUAGUAAAAAGAAACGAUCUGUGCUGGGUAGUGUAUCUGGCGACAUGGAGGCAGGCUUUUCAUUAGGUGGCCCAGCCACCGACAAAGAUGAGCUCCAGUUGUCAGGAGCAAUGGCAGCAGGGAGAGAUAUUGAAGACAACUCUCAAACUGACUCCAUCAGUAGAGCAUCAAAAAGCGGCCCUGCUGACUCAUGGCCAUCUUCAGAUGAAGAUGACGCAUUGGAUCUUAGUCCAAAGAAACCUGAAAAGGUUAACCUUAAGAAACUCCUGAGUGCCUCGAAGAAAGACCACACUGAAGUGUUGGCAGAUCCUGACAAAUUGUGGAGUGGGGAUGAGUCUGAGCAUGGGAGCGUAGAUGGAGCGGAAAGAAACCCACCUCUCCUCAGGGCCCCCCUGCUGAACAGCACUCCCAAGCACCCAGUAGCACCCUCUCCCUUUUCCAAACCUCCCCAGAUGACCUCUUUCCCUGUCAACCAAUCCCAAAAGGAAAAUGUGUCCGUGGAUGAGGAUGAUGAUGAUGAUGGAGAAGAAGAGGAGGAAGAUGAGGAGGAGGAGGAAGAAGAAGAAGGAGAUAAGUCAAACCCUGAGGAAGAGACUGAAACUCGACAUGGUACCGACACUUCAGUGAUGAAGAAUAAAGCCACUCCAAAACCCCAACAGAGAGAUUUUCUGUCUGAGUUGGGUUUGGAAAAAGGAGAUGGAGAUGAUGAUUCUCCCUGGGACUCUGAGUCUGCCUCCGAGAGUCCAAGGAAACAACAUGGCCGCGGUCCCACCGCUCCUGCCAAGGCACACAGCACCAUGUCCAAUAUUUCAGGGAAUAGUGAAGACCUGUUAUACAUUCCCUCUUUCAUUAGAGAAUCAAGGAAUAGUUAUCUAAACACAUGGGGAGGUAUAGGCAGGCCUGCAAGGAGGAGGGAAAAGGAGUCGAGGGGAGGGCAUGAAAAUGUCAACGAGGAAGACAAAUGUGAAGGUACUGAGGAUACAGUGCCAGUUUGUCCUCAGCAACCUGCUGUGAUGAGGAGAGAGACUGUCUCUGUGCUAAGUAAGCUAAUGGACGCUAAAGGACAAUCAGACACAAAAACGGACCUUAUGGAAGAACUUGGACUUGGAGAUGUGGAUGAUCUAGAGGAAAAGCGCAAAUGUACUACAGAUGGUUCCGACUGGGACUCUGCCAGCACUGCUAGUAAGGCCAGCCCAUCUUACCGGUUGGAUGAGGAACCGGAGCGGGAUACUUCCUCCAUCCCAGUACUAUCUGUUCUGCAGGAGCAGGAUCCGGGCCCUCCUGGUCCAGGAGAAGUGCACAGAAGCCUAACCCCUGAGAAAAGGAGAGCCUCUCCAUCUGCAACCUCACCACUGCCCAGUCCACGUCUUCGUAGUACCCUCUCUCCCCUUCGGCCCAAACCACAGAUUCACACCCUGAAGCCAGCUUCCCCCAGGCCUGAAAGUGAAGAGGGGUCUGACUGGGAUUCUGAAAGCUCUGCUGCUGCCAGUCCAACAAAGACAGCAAAGCCACUGCCAAAAACUGUAAACACAGAUGCAAUAUUGACACCAGCAUUUCGUGAGCCUUCACCAGUGGAAGAAGGGACCAGUGAUGUUAGGAUUGAAGAAAAUCCUGAACAGGAUACAGAUGCAUUAUAUGCAUCAGAUUUUGGUCUAAAUCUAAGCCAGUGCCAGCUUCCUCCAAUGGUCUCCCAAACUGGUGGGGAGGAGGAAGAUCUGCAAGAUGCAUUCUGGGAAAAAAACUAUGAAAAGAUUUGGGUGGAGUUUGAAAAACGAGAAACAAAAUCACAGUACAAAAAUGUGGCUGCUGAGUUAAAAGAGAUGUUUGGCGAACUGACUCCAAACGAAUCUGGGAGUCCUGAGGGAUGUGCUGCGGAAGACAAACAACAAGAAAAAGACAUGGCACCUAGUACACCCAAAUCAGAAGUGUCCAUUGUGGAGGGGGAGGAGGAAUGUAAGGAAGAUGCCCCUGGUCAGACUCUAGAAGGAGAAGGGAACAAGAAGGAACGAGAGGGGAUUGUGAAGAAGGAUCUGAAACAUGUGGCUGUGGCAGAACAUGAACCUGAGAAUGAAGUCCGAGCACCCAUAGAGGUCCCGUCAGCAGAUGAGCCCGGUGAACUUGAGGAUGAGUCAGAAAAUAAGCCCGCAGUGGUGGUCAGAACUGUAGAAGAGGAGCCAAGUGAGGAGGAAGAUGAGAUUAUGAAAGAGGUAGCAACUUCAGCUGUGAAUGCCGAAGAGACUGAGGAGGUUGAAGUCAGAGUCAGUCCUGCUGCAGAGGACUCCAGUGAUGAGGAUGAUGAUGAAAUGAUGAUCACAAGGCCCAUAGCCAGAGCGAGAAGCAUCAUGCUCCACCCCAUUCCUGAACAGAGGGAGUCCUCUGGGCAAGAGGACUCACAGUCCGAGGAGUCCCCUCGCCCUUUACAACCUCCUGAGAAGGAGGUCUGCAAGGAUGUAGGGGAGGAAGCUCUUACCAAAGCCCCAGUAGAAGACCGAGAGAUCAGUCUGCUGUCCCCAGAUCCUCCAAGAUAUACCCUUGAGGCUGAAUCAGAGGUGCAUCACACAAACCAAAGUGAUGGGGAUAGGACGGUGAAGCCUAGAUCACAGCCGCACAACGAUGACCUUAUUUUGGCCAAAAGUGAGAGUAAAGCAAAUCGUGCCUCAAGCAGAGCAACUCCUAGUCAGGUCAUCCACAGGUCAUCCACACAAAACUCUGUGGAAUACCGAAGCAGACAAACCUUAGAGACUGACAGGAAGAAUAGUGGGCCCCGCCAAGAGGUUCCCCAAAUUGUGCACUCUACCAGUUCACUCUGCCCCUCGACUCCUUCCCGCCUUUCAGAAGAAGAGCUGCAAUUGGACCUGCAGAGGUUCAAACACAAGGUAGGGAGGCUGAGGGUUGUCUUCCAGGAUAUGCAGAAGGAGAGGGCACAGCUUCGCAAAAAGACUUCUGAAGAGUUUAAAGCUAUGGUGGAGGAGAAUAAUACUUCUAUCCUGAAAGAUCCUGUGAAGGGAUCAAAUGCACAACAUGAACAUGACCUGGAAAAGGAGAUGAAAUUUAAAACCAACCCUGGAAACCCAAAACCUCAGCAAGAAGGAGCAGCAGGAAAUCCAAGGGAGCACGAGUUUAAAAUAAGGGACAGUGUUGCGCAAAAACUUCAGACUUCAACAACAAAAAGUCCAAGGAGCACUGGCAGGUCCCCAGCACAGGAGGAGCAGCCUGGUGGCGGUGCAGAGGAGGAGCAGGAGCUCAAGGCUCUAGGUAGUCAGGGGAGCCCGGAGGGGCAUGCAAUGGAGCAGGCCAGGGCUCUGCAGCACACAGCACACUUAAAUGGAGACUGCCUGUCUGUGUUUGAUGAUAGUACUUUAAGUGAGGUGUCGGAAGAUGAAGGAAGGUCACCACUUCCAGCACAGAACAUCAAGAGUGCCGGUGAAGUGGACAUGGCAGAUGACUUGGAUGACCUCACUCAGUCCUCAGACACAGGCACUGAGGAGUUAGACUCCCCCUCGUCUGGGUACCGCCAUGCGUCUUUGCUCAUCAAACAACUCGAUUCCACUUCUAUAGACUCUGUGAGCAUGGUGAAGCUGCAGAACAUGUUCCAGGAGUACGAGCACACCAUCCACCGGGAGCGCAGUCGCCACAGCCGGCUGGCCGAGAAGAUGAGUCAGCUGGAGCAGGAGCGCACUGAACUCCGCCUCUUGCUGGAGGAGACCCGGGACAGUCAGUCCAACCUGGUGCACCUCAAAAUGGAGCUGGAGACCGAGCUCAACAACCUCAGAUUUUUGCUGAAGCAGGAGCAGGAGAAGCACCACAACGCCUCCAUGUUGUAUGACAAGACGCGCGAGCAGCUGCGUCGCAAGGAGGAGCAGCAGAGGCUGGAGGAGGAGCAGAAGCAGAAAGUGGAGCUCACCAUCCGCAACCUGGAGCUGGAGAAACGCACUCUUAUCAACAGCAUGAAACAGCUGGAGGAUGACCGUAACGAGGCCCAGAGGCAGCUGGCUCAGGAGCGGAGCGCUCGCGCUCUCCAGGAGGAGAUGCUCAACAGCCACCGCCGCAAGCAGCAGGAGAUCGAGGAGGAGAACCGCAAGAACGUCGUCCAAAGCAAAGAGGUGUUGUCCCAGCUGACGGAGGCCAGUGAUCGUGAGCGGGAGAUGAUGACGCAGGUGGGCGCGCUGCAGGAGGAGCUGCUGACCCUGCGGGCGGAGCUGGAGCGCGAGCAGGCCAGCAGCCGGCAGGAGGAGGGCCGUCUGUCGGAGGAGGGUGAGGCGCUGCGCGAGCGCCUGGAGGACACGCGCCGCGACCUGAAGCUCAGCGAGGAGGCACUGGCCCAGGCCGUCUUCCAGUACAACGGGCAGCUGAGCGCCCUCAAGGCCGAGUGCCAGGUGACCGCCGGCCGCCUGGAGCAGGAGCGGACGUCGCGGCAGCAGCUGGAGACGGAGGCGGAGUCGGUGCGCGUGCGUUUGUCCGGCGCGCUCCAGGAGGUCGAGCGGUGCCAGGCGGCGCGGGCCGAGGCCGAGCGGGCGCUUCAGCGGGAGCGCGAGGAACGCCAGCGGGCGCUGGAGAAGCGCGCCGGCGAGGCGGGCACCCACCGCGACACGGUGCACGAGCUCUCCCAGAAGCUGGGCCAGGCGGAGGCGCGGGCCAACAGCCUGGAGACCGAGUGCCACCGCGCCACGCUGGCACUCACCGAAAAGGGCCUGCUGCUGGACACAGCGGCGCGGGAGCGCGAGCAAGCACUGGUGCGUCUACGCGAGGCAGAGGCGGCGCUGCAGGCCGAGAGGGAGCAGGCCACGCGGGCCGGCGCCCGCCAAGAGGCCACGCAGGAGAGGCUGGCCCAGGCACAGAGCGAGGGCGCGUUGCUCCGCCAGCAGCUGGAGGAGGUGCAGAGCAAGGGCAUGGUCAAGGAGCGGGCAGUGACAGACGCACAGGAGCGCUUUAGCGACAUUCUGGACAAGCUGCGCUCGGACUGUGAGGAGAGGGUGCAGUUGAUUGAAGAGAGGAGCAAAGAGCUGGCUGAGAAGAACGCUGACCUUCGAGACCAGAACCACAAACUGGACCAGGAGAAGGCCGACAGAGAGACCGCUCUAAGGCAGUUGCAACAGGAGUUGGCUGACUCAUUGAAAAAGCUGUCAAUGUGUGAGGCAUCACUUGAGGUCAACACACGUUAUCGCAGCGACCUAGAAGAGGAGAAGGCGCGCACCUUGAAAGACAUGGACCGACUGAAGACCAAGCUUCAGGAAAGUGAAGACCAGUUUGUGCAGGCUGAACGGCGCAUCAACAGCUUGAAGUGCAGCCUGGACGAGAAGGAGCGCGAGGUGAUCGCCUCAUCACAGAAACUCCAGGAGGUGCUGUCCGCCUCAGCUGCCUCGGAGAAGACCAUCAAGCAGCUGGAGGAGGCCAUGCAGAGGCUGGAGAUUGACAAUGCCAGGCUUGAGGCGGCCGCCAAGCAGCAGUCCAAUCGCCUCGAGGUGCUACAGAAAGGAACCCAAGAAGCUGCAGCGCCACCAGACUCUUCAGCAGGAGGAGGGGUACGAAAUCGCUUGGAGGAUCUUGUGACAAAUCUGCAGAGCAGCAAGAUGACCUUGGAGGACCAACUUAACCGUGAGAUACAGAAGCAGAGUCUGCUGAGCCAUACUGCCCAGGACUCGCAGGCUCUGUGGGAGGAGGAGCUGAAGAGCCGCUCGCGAAUUGGCAUCCGACUAGCGGAGCUGGAGAAGGAGAAAGGAGAGCUCAGCACCCAGAUGGAGCUGGAGAGGAAGAAGGCCAAGAAGAUUGGUGAGCAGAAAAAGUCUGUGGAUACCCGGCUGGAGCAGGAGAUGAAGAGAAACACCGAACUCCAGAAAGAAAUGUACAGGCUGAGGACGUUGGUAAAGACGGCUAAGAAGAAGCUGCGAGAGCAGGAUGGUGGAGAGCUGGCCUCCCCUCUCACGUCUCUCAGGGGGGACCUGGGCCAGAGGCAGUCGGACACCGAGUCCGCCAUCAGCCGCAUGAAGGCCAAGGUGGACGAGCUUCAGCUGCAGCUGGAGAAGGAGGCGUCGCGCUGCAGCCGCCUGGAGCAGGUGAACGGGGAGCUGAAGGAGCAGCUGGCCGCGCUGAAGGGCCUGAGCCGCAGUCACGAGCGGCUGGAGCGUAGCAAGCGGCAGCUGGAGGAGGAGCUGUCCGGCCUGCGGCGCCAGGUGGAGAGCGGUGUCAUGGACCAGAGCCAGGCCGAGCAGUACCGCCGCGAGACAGAGGAUCGCGCCCGCCAGGAGAUCCGUCACAAGCUGGAGGAGGUCAACCUCUUUCUGCAGACCCAGGCCGCCUCUCAGGAAGCUCUGGAACAAAUCAAGGCCGCCAACGAGGCCAGCCAGCGGACACAGCUGGAGCAGCGCAUCAAGGAGCUGGAAGUGGAGCUGGCGCGCACACGGAGCACCCAGCAGGACAGCGCUAUGCAGCGCGAGUCCAGCCGUGCCGAGCUCGAGCGCUACCGCCAACUCUACGCUGACGAGCUGCGUCUGCGCAAGUCCCUGGCGGCCAAGCUGGAUCGAUGUAAUGAGCGUCUGGCGGAGGCCAACACCAAGCUCCUGAGCGAGCGGCACCGGAGCAAGUCCCUCAUCGCCAGCAGCAUAGUGAACGGCAGCCUGGGGGCCCCCUCGGUGGAGGUGGGCUCUCUUGGGUCACUGGGGGCCUAUGGGGGCACCCUGGGGCCCCUCAAUAGGAGCCUGGGGUUGGGGGGGACCCUACUGGGCACCGUAGAUCCCCAGACCAGCCGAGUAGAAGCUUAUCUGGCUAAGAUGCAGAGUGAAUUGGAGAAAAACAUAUCAAAGGAGUUGGACCAUGCGACCGCAGAGCUGGACGGAGCUUCGCCACGCCUGUCCCCCGUGGGCUCGGCCUGUGGCUCCCAGAAGAGUCUGGCGCUGGACCAGGACCCUGUGAGCAGAGCCACGCAGCAGUACCUGGAGGUGCUCAAGAAGAACUACAUGAUCUGACACCCCCUUGAGAUUCUUGUUUACACACACACACACACACACACACACACACACACACACACACACACACACACACACACACAACCAACCAACUACAGACAAGGCCAAAGCCUAGCUGCCCAUUGCCACUACAUUUCCUUUUGUACGUGUGUGGUUAUUUAUUCCGGCUUUUACACAAGAGGAUGAGAAAAAGAUGAUGCACAUUGCACUUAAAAUGCUCAGGAGCAAAGGGUGAAACGGAGUUAUGUUUAGUGUAUUGUCUGUGAAGCCAUAUUUUAAAAACUGCUAUGGGUACGUGUGGAGUUGAACUCCUGAUGCUUUCAUUAUAUUUUUAUUUGACCUGUGAUGGUAAUUAUGGUUGUCUUUUGAUGUGGUUGUGUAAAAUCUUAUUUGUUUUUUGUAGUAAAUAUGAGUAUUAUAAGUGUACCAUACAUAUUAAUGCCAAGUUACCAAUCAUAUUUGGGACUUAAUUUGUUAUGGUGCAAUAUAUUUUUUGUCUAGUGAGUUGGUGUUAUGGUCAAGAAAAAAACAAUCUGAAAACGCCUGUUUUUUGUAAAAACAGAAGAUAUACUUGAAUGAUACAUGACUAGAUCAUCUGGUUAUCCAGGGUACUAUAAGCUGUUACUGUAAUUCUAUAUUUGGACUAAAUAUUGAUGCCUAUCAUUAAACUUCACUAAAUCCUGAGCUCUUCAGUAUUUUAGAGUGUGGAGUAUUAAGCAGUCUACUAAAGAUAUACUUUACAGAAA